Messenger RNA from Malurus melanocephalus (red-backed fairy wren), 1753 nucleotides. RefSeq names its product methyl-CpG binding domain protein 1 (gene MBD1). The annotation marks the transcript as partial. The transcript has 16 exons. Lineage: Eukaryota; Metazoa; Chordata; Aves; Passeriformes; Maluridae. The record is from RefSeq and is a predicted model, not a curated record. Gene Ontology annotation, molecular function: zinc ion binding; DNA binding.
UCCGACGAUCGACCCCGCCCCCUCCGCCCCCCGCGGCCGCGCGGCGCAGCCGGAGGAGGAAGAGGAGGGGGAAGAGGAGGAGGAAGAGGAAGAGCUGCGCCACAGGCGGAGGCGGAUGGGAACGUCGCCCCGCAGGAUGGCGGAGGGCUGGACCGAGUGCCCGGCGUUGGGCCCGGGGUGGCAGCGCCGCGAAGCUUUUCGGAAAUCCGGGGCCACCAGCGGYCGCAGCGACACCUACUACAGGAGCCCCACAGGGCAGAAGUUCCGCAGUAAGAUUGAGCUACGGCGGUUCCUGGGCCCCGGGCAUGACCUGAGCAACUUCGACUUCAAAUCAGGGCUGSAGAGACCUGGCCCCACCCGGACCAAGAAAAGUCCCAAAUGGAUCCUCCCCGGGCGCUGGAUGCUCAGGGCAGGGUUGUGGGUCCCCCCUCCAAAAUGCUGCCCCCUCCUCCACAGGCUUUGCGCCAGCUGCCAGAGCYUCUUCCCAGGGGUGUCGCUGCCCCCCCAGCGCCGCUGCCGCUGGCUCUGCCCUGACUGCCGUGCCCAGAGACGAGACUUCAACCGGGAGCAGCGAUUCUAUAAGCGGGUGGGUUGUGGCUUGUGCCAGGCCUGUCGCAUCCCCGAGGACUGCGGGAUCUGCAGCGCCUGUUCCCGCAACAGCCCCGGGGGCCCCUCCGGCCCUGCCCGGACCCCCAAGUGCCUCCUGCGCCGCUGCCUGCGCAUCGUCAAGAAGCAAAGCCUGGGCUGUGGCUCCUGCGCCGGCUGCCUGAGCACUGAGGACUGUGGCAGCUGCUGCAUCUGCCUGCGGCGUCUCCAGCCGGGCCUCAAGCGCCAGUGGCGCUGCCUGAGGCGCCGCUGCCUGCGCCCCAAGAAAGCGAGGGCAGCCAAGAAGACCCAGAGCCCACAGCUGCUGACGGAGAAAUGGAAGCCCCCCGUGGAGCGGGAGCCCAGCGAUGCUUCCAGCAUCAGGCACAAGAAGCCACUGACCAAAGGGAAGGAGAAGAAGAAGCCAGGGCGACCCCCGAAGCCCCCCGGGCCCCGUGGUGGGGGUGGGCGGGGGGUGCGGAGCCGGGCCAGCCGGCGCUGYGGGGUGUGUGCAGCCUGUCGGCGCCCGGCCGACUGCGGCCGCUGCGACUUCUGCCAGGACAAGCCCAAGUUCGGGGGGCAGAACCUCAAGCGCCAGAAGUGCCGCUGGAGGCAGUGCCUGCGCUGUGCCAUGGACAAAGAGGAGCCUCUGGGGGGGGCUGAGCAAGACUCUGGGCCCCUCCCGGGUCCCCCCCUGCGCCUCUGCCCCAUCAAAGAGGAGGCGGGACCCCUCCCCCGCCUCGAGGUGAGACCCCCCGGCUGCCUGGGACCCUCCCUGGACACCUGUGCCCCGCCCCCGCUAACUCCCCCCGCCCCCCAGGACCCCCGGCUGGGGCUCCUCAUCGCCUCGGCCCCUCGCCUCAAAGGGGCCCCCCCAGARCCCAGCGCUGCCCCCGAAAGGCCCCCCCCAGGCGAUUUGGGGGUCCUGAUCGCCGCCACCCCCCGGGUGAAGCAGGAGCAGCCACAGCCCAGCGCGUCCCUGGUGCCGGUGCCUCCCCGGCCGCCCCCCGCCCAGCUGGUGGUGCUGGAUGAGAGUGAGGAGGAGGAGGAGGAGGAAGAGGAGGAGGAGGAGGGAGGCAGCCGAGUGCCCCUCCCAAUGCCCCCCGCCCCUCAGCUGUGGCCGGGCUCCUUCCUGGAGGAACUGGCCGAGAUCCCUCUGCCGGCGCAC